CAGGAAAUGGAGGUCACGGUUCUUCUGAGCCCAAUACGUGCUUCAGCUUCUCUCAACCCAAAUCGAGCCUUAGCACGCAAGGUUUAUGAAUUUUAUGAAUUUCUUGAUCUAGUGUUUGAUUAUCCGAAGAAAAUACUGUCACUUUUGUGCAAAGAGUGUACAUAUUAGUGUCUUGGAACUCCUUAAUUACCCAUCAUUUGUGUAAAAUGAGUUGAAGAUUAUGAUAUUGCUUUAGAUUUCUUCAAGGAUAUCCCUUUAUAUGGGCUGUGCUUACAACAGAUAAUCCGGAAAUGGAAGCGGGAUGAGUGUUUUAAUGGCCAAGCUACUUAUGUAGAUUGCGUGCGGAUAAUUCGGAGUUUAAGUAGGCAAAAGUUGCCUCAUGUAGCUCAGGAGCUUUUACUCGAAAUGAAAUCAGAUGGUCUUUUGCCCAGCAACUCCACUCUAUCUGCUUUGAUGCUGUGCCAUGCCAACAAUGGCCUUUUUCCUCAAGCGGAAGAAGUGUGGAACGAACUGUUACAUACUUCUUUUGUGCCUAGUACUCAAGUUGUUUCGCAGUUAUUUGAUGUUUAUGGAAAUGCGGGAUGUUUUGAAAAAGUGAAUGAAAUUUUGGGCCAGCUGAGGGCUAGGAGGUAUUUGAGUUUGUUUCCGGAGGUUUACUCGCUAGCUAUCGCUUGUUUUGGGAAGGGAGGCCAGCUUGAAUUGAUGGAAGGUGCAUUGAAAGAAAUGAUUUCAAUGGGGUUCCCGGUGGACUCUGCCACUGGAAAUGCCUUUAUCAGAUACUAUAGCAUUUUUGGUUCCCUGACUGAGAUGGAGACCGCUUAUGGCCACCUUAAAAGGUCUAGGUUUCUGAUAGAGGAAGAGGGAAUCCGGGCAAUGUCAUUUGCGUAUCUGAAGCGCAGGAAGUUUUACGGAUUAGCUGAGUUCCUGAAGGAUGUAGGUCUAGGUAGAAGAAACUUGGGAAAUCUUCUGUGGAACCUUUUGUUGUUAUCCUAUGCCGUGAAUUUUAAGAUGAAAAGCUUACAAAGAGAAUUUUUGAGAAUGGUGGAAGCUGGUUUCCACCCCGAUCUUACUACAUUUAAUAUCCGUGCUCUGGCCUUUUCAAAGAUGUCUCUACUGUGGGAUCUCCAUCUUAGCCUUGAACACAUGAAACAUGAGAAAGUUGUUCCCGAUCUUGUGACUUGCGGCUGUGUUGUUGAUGCAUACUUGGAUAGAAGACUAGGACGGAAUUUGUAUUUUGCCCUCAAUAAAAUGAAUUUGGAUGAUUCCCCAUUGGUAUUAACGGAUCCAUUUGUGUUUGAAGUUUUGGGAAAAGGAGACUUUCAUGCAAGCUCAGAGGCAUUUUUGGAGUUCCAGAGGCAAAGGGAAUGGACUUAUAGGAAGUUAAUUUCAGUAUAUAUGAAAAAAACAUACCGGAGGAAUCAGAUCUUUUGGAAUUACUGACUAGCGACCUGCAUAUUGUGCAUGUUUGACUGAUCAUUAGGAAAGGAUUAUUGUCGCUGAUAAUACUAUGUCUAUCAGUUCCAGUUUGCAUUCUAUUGGUUCAAUUAGUGCAUGUAUGUAACAAAGUGAUAAAUGCAGCUCAGAUAUGCCUCGUCCUGCAUUGUGCAAUCGGCUGAGAUGAAGUUGGAUAUUGCUGAUGGAUGACUUACCAUUGUUAUGAACUUAUCAAAAGCUAAAAUGAAGAUGCUACAUUCAUUCAGACUCAAAGAAAACUCCGAGGAGUGUGAAAUAAAGGUAAGAGCAGUCCAACUACUAUUCCUUCUGAAUCUCGCAUGCUUAAACUGAUCUGCAGUCAAAACUAAUUUUCUCAAGUCUGUUUCGUUUGCUGUUUACUGCAGUUUCCCUUCUAUGCUUCAUAAACCUGCUAUGAAACCUUAAUAUCACAAAUUGAUUUUUUCUUUAUAGUUUCAUUGGCUUGAAAAGUACCUUCUUAAAUUAACAGAUGAAACUGUUAGCUUUUCUACUUUCACAAGAAGCCUAAAUUGUUGGGAAGUUGAUGAUAUGUACAUAUAAAUAAUUUCCUCAGUAUAAUUUCUGGCAAAAACAUCCUGUUGUUGUGGA
Messenger RNA from Malus domestica (apple), 2061 nucleotides. RefSeq names its product pentatricopeptide repeat-containing protein At3g42630. NCBI's taxonomy places the organism in Eukaryota, Viridiplantae, Streptophyta, Magnoliopsida, Rosales, Rosaceae. Gene Ontology annotation, molecular function: protein binding. The record is from RefSeq and is a predicted model, not a curated record.